ACUCCCACAUUCUCUGUCGAGCAGUUUCAGAGAAACGAAACUUAACUCUGUCUUUACCAGUGUGAGCGGUAAAAUAGCAGCGGCCAUUAUUUGGGUGGGUCUGCGCAGAACCAGGAAAUAUCUCCUGCUCAUUCUCAUACAGAUUCAGAGAAACUACACUGCAUUCUGGGCUAAAACUAAUCUGUCUCAAUUUGAGCAGUAAAAUGGCACAGGCUGCAUGUAUUCUGGAUCAGGAGCAGUUCAGCUGCACGAUCUGUCUGGAUCUGCUGAAGGAUCCGGUGGCUAUUCCCUGUGGACACAGUUACUGUAUGAGCUGUAUUAAGGGCUGCUGGGAUCAAGAUGAUCAUACCGGUGUCUACAGCUGUCCCCAGUGCAGAGAAACUUUCACUCCAAGGCCUGUUCUGAAGAAAAACACCUUGCUGGAUGAAGUGGUGGAGAAACUGAAAAAGACAGGACUCCAAGCUGCUCCUCCUGAUCACUGUUAUGCUGGAUCUGGAGACGUGGCGUGUGAUGUCUGCACUGAGAGAAAGCACAAAGCUGUCAAGUCCUGUCUGAUGUGUCUGGCCUCUUACUGUGAAACUCACCUCCAGCCUCACUAUGAAUCUCCUGCUCUCAAGAAGCAUAAUUUAGUCAAAGCCACUGGAAAUCUGCUGGAGAAUAUUUGCUCUCAUCAUGACAAACUGCUGGAGAUUUACUGUCGUACCGAUCAGCAGUUUAUCUGUUAUCUGUGUACAAUUGAAGAUCACAGAGGCCAUGAAACAGUCUCCGUUGCAACAGAAAGGACUGAGAAACAGAAGCAGCUGGGGGCGACACAGAGUAAAUUCCAGCAGAGAAUCCAGGAGAGAGAGAAGGAGCUGAGGGAACUGAGAAGGGCUGUGCAGUCACUCAAGCGCUCUGCACAGGCAGCAGUGGAGGACAGUGAGCGGAUCUUUACUGAGCUGAUCCGCUCCAUUGAAAGAAGGCGCUCAGAGGUGAAAGAGCUGAUCAGAGAUCAGGAAAUGGUUGAAGUGAGUCGGGCUGAAGGACUCCUGGAGCGACUGGAGCAGGAGAUUGCUGAGCUGAAGAAGAAAGAUGGUGAGCUGGAGCAGCUUUCACACACGGAAGAUCACAUCCAUUUCCUCCAGAUCUCAAAGUCUCUCUAUGUCCCUCCUGGACUUGGAGACUUACCCAGCAUCACUAUCAGUCCACACAUCUCCUUUGAGGUUGUGAGGAAACGUGUCUCUGAGCUGAAAGAGCGACUGGAGGACGUCUGCAAGGGUGAAAUGUCUAAGAUCUCCAUGGCAGGCAGAGCAGUGGGCAUUUAUGGCUGCUCUACUGAGACCGGAGAGCCUUCAGAAGCCAGAGCCUCAGCAGCUGAAGUGAAGACCUGUCUCAUCUGCAUGAGGCCCUGGCAGAACAAGCUGAGGCUGAUAUGUACUCAUGCCUUCUGUGAAGCCUGUCUGCGUAGCUCUAUAUCUAGAGUGGGUCGUCAGUGUCCAGUGUGUCUAACAGCACUCACAGUGGUGGGAGACCAGCCAGAGGGACAGAUGACCGUGAAACAUAUGAAAGAGUUCUUUGGAAGAGAAUGUAUCUGUAUUACCUACAAUAUUCCCAGUGGAAUACAGACGGAGGCCCAUCCCAACCCAGGGAAGCCCUUUACUGGAAUCCAAACACAGGCCUGGUUAUCAGACCGAGAUUAUGCAUCAGGCACAUUUUACCUGUAUGACAAGGAUGUGCUGAAGCUGCUGGAAAGAGCCUUUGACCAGAAGCUGGUUUUUACUGUGGUUGCAACUGGUGGAGCUGCAGACAGAGUCGUCUUCACUAACAUCCCCCAUGCAAGAAACUUGUAUGAGUGCAGAGAUGUUCAUUUUCUGGCCACAGUAAAGGCGGCACUCAAUGUCAGAGGCAUUGAAUGAUUGGAUGAAUAGAGACAUCAGACCCACCCACUCAGUACAGCACCACCAAAUGGACGAGAAGAGAAACACUCAGAAAAACACCACAUUUACAAAGAGACCAAUAUGGACAGACAUUUAAAACCAAAUAUGAACCAGUCUGUUGCCUUUUGUCCUCUCUGGCUUUACGGAAUUUUUUUUGUAAAAUCACAUGACUCUUAUUUGUCCUAUUUUUAUAAAGUAUGUUAAAUAUGUUCUCCAUGUAAGAUAUGUAAGAUUAUGGUAUGGUCAGACCAUCCAACAUUGUUUUGGAACUUAUACAUUUCAAAAUGUAUGAAUAUAGAAAAACUACAUUUAGAACAUAUCUUCAACAUACCAGUGACCAAUUGGUUGUAAAAAUUAGGAAUAAAAAAUGUUCAAAAUUCAGCAAAAAUGAAUUAAAAAAUCAGUUACUGAAACUUUAAUACUAACAGGCAAAUUAAUUAUUGUAUUUAAUAUUCAGGGGCAUUCCAUGUCAUUUCUCACAGAAAGUGAAUUUUAACGCCCACAAUCUCAGGUGUUUCCUGUCGUUAGAAACAGAUAAAAUAAGCAUUCAUGUAACCUUAUUUUGUAGUCAUAUAAAUUGACCUGUGUGCUAAUUGAGGCACUCAAAUUAGGCCUUUUUUUUUUUUUUUUUUUACAUGGUUCACAUAAUAUUCUGUAAAUAAAGAACGCAACAUUCAAUUUGUACCAACAUUUGUUUCCUGGUGAUUAUUAAGAUGUGUGGAAUCCAAAUAAAUGGUCAGAAUCCACCCAUAGACCCUCCAAAUCCCACGGCAAUAGUAUAUAACAUCAGUUCUCAACGUUUGGUCCGUAUCAUGGAGCUAUGGCUCAGAGUAUGGCUUGUUCAUAGUAAUGCAUUCUCUGUGAAUAUGUUGUUGGUUAUUUUCCCCUGUACAGAUUAAUUAGGAUUCUACUGAGCAUGCUGGUCAGUGCACUUUCCCAGGACAUCACACACUGUGCACGGUCACACAUGCACACACACACACACACACUGACACACACACGUGCGCGCGCACACGCACACUCACACAAACACGCGCGCACACUCACUCACACAGGCACACGUGCACACACGCACACACACACACACACAAUAUAUAUAUAUAUAUAUAUAUAUAUAUAUAAAACUAUGCAUCAUACACACAUAUUGCCUAAGCUAUUUUCUACAUGCUAUGUUCAAUAGAAAAACGUAGCCUCUGGAACAGCCUGCCUGAGAAGCUGAGGGCAUCCCAAUCUGUAAACACCUUUAAAAGAAAUCUUACGACAUGCCUUUUUAGCUUAGCGUUCAUUUUAUUUUAUUUAAAUUUUUUAAUUAAAUUUUUUAUUUUAAAUCUUGUAGAUUAAAAUACAAUUUUAAUUUUAUUUUAAUCUACCCUCUAUAUUACCAUUUUCUUAUUUUCAAUGUAUUGUUGAAUUUUCAUUGUAUUGUUGUAUUUUCAUUUGUAUUGUUGUAUUUUUAUUGUGUUAUUAAGCACCUUGUAUUGCAAUUUUGCACAAAAGGCACUAUAUAAAUAAAGUUUGAUUGAUUGAUUG
This is a messenger RNA of Anguilla rostrata (American eel), 3446 nucleotides long. Its product is annotated as E3 ubiquitin-protein ligase TRIM47-like. The record is from RefSeq and is a predicted model, not a curated record. NCBI's taxonomy places the organism in Eukaryota, Metazoa, Chordata, Actinopteri, Anguilliformes, Anguillidae. The transcript is spliced from 6 exons. Bases 204 to 1895 code for a protein of 563 amino acids. Gene Ontology annotation, molecular function: zinc ion binding.